AAAAAAAAAAAAAAAAAAACCAAUCAUCCCUGCAAAAACCAAACCAUCAUACCAAGUUAUCGAACAUAGUUUCUUAUCCUUAUAGAUAUCCUCAAACCACUAGUAGUUUCAGGGAAUUUCAACGAAAACUGAAAAUGUUACUAUUCAACAGUUUAUCAGUUUCAGUCCCAACAAUUUCAACGAUUCCCUCGAUUCCUAGUCAUUUGAGUAGAUUUGGCCGGCAUUACCAUCACCUCCUACGCGUUCCCCGGCCAUUUUCUUCGAAUCCGCUACCCAUUGUUACAAAAAACCAAAAGCCCUUCUUCUCUUCGGCCUUGGUAUCAACUGAAGAAGGCAAUACAGAAGUUGAAUUUCAAGUGUUAACUGCCAUCAACAGUAUAUACAACGACAUCGUCAUCGUAGAUACAGCUGAAUCACGAAUGCUCCUCCUUGACUCUACUCACAAUGUUCACAGCAUCUUUAUGAAAGGACAGACAUGGACUGGUUCAUAUUGGGAUGAAUUUGCUACCUUACCAGCUAUUAUUCCAGAAGGUCCAAUUGCAAUUUUUGGCUUGGGUGGUGGAACAGCUGCACAUUUGAUGCUUACCUUAUGGCCUUCACUGCAGCUUCAUGGAUGGGAGAUUGAUGAAAUUUUGAUUGAUAAAGCAAGAGAACAUCUUGGAUUAUCUGAUCUUGAAAAGCACACAGAAGAUGGUGGUGUUCUUCAUGUCCAUAUUGGUGAUGCACUUUCUACAUCAAGUAACAUUCCCGGGGGGUAUGCUGGUAUUGUUAUUGACUUGUUUUCUGGUGGAGAGGUUUUGGCUCAGUUGCAAGAGGUGGAAACCUGGUUGGAAAUUAAUAAAAAAUUGAUGCCAAAUGGUCGGCUCAUGGUGAAUUGUGGUGGCAGUAGUGAUGCUAUAUGGGAGAAAAAUUCCACCAUUAAUGCCAUGUGCAAAGCAUUUCCAGGACAAGUAAAUUGGAAAAAGAUGCCAAAAAGUGAUGGUGAGAAUUACCUUGCAUUCACGGGUCCUUUACCGGAUUUGAGCAUGUGGAGUGUUGGUCUUCCUGAUAGAUUGAGCUCAAGCAUUAAGCAAUGGACCUCAUGUUUUCCUUCAUAAUUAGAUUCAAUUUCUGAAUUGGCGUUUGGCAAAAAUCGCAACACUCCAGAAGAUGAUCCUGGGAUCAUAUUAAUAGAGGGUAGAUUAGACUUUAGAGCUUUGAUGGUAUAAUGGUAUGAAGGGAUGCAAAAGUAUAAAUCUUUAGUUAUAUUGUUCAUGUAACAGCAGGGGUAAAAUAGUCCAUCAACUAUCAUCAAGCCAUAAUAAUGUGGAGAGGCAUGCAAGGAAAUAUCAAUGUAUUUUUUUAAAUAAUAACAACAGGGGCAAAAUGGUCCAUAAACCGUCAACCGGGGCAUGGAAAUGUACUUAUGUGUUAAGCUUUUAAUGGUAUGAUGUAAUAAAGUAAUAUUUUUGAAAUGGAAUGGGUAUAAGUAUUUAUUUUGGAAAUUUGUAGUUAUG
Messenger RNA from Lactuca virosa, 1496 nucleotides. Lineage: Eukaryota; Viridiplantae; Streptophyta; Magnoliopsida; Asterales; Asteraceae. The record is from the annotation of a GenBank genome assembly.